This is a messenger RNA of Symbiodinium sp. CCMP2592, 4542 nucleotides long. The record is from the annotation of a GenBank genome assembly. NCBI's taxonomy places the organism in Eukaryota, Dinophyceae, Suessiales, Symbiodiniaceae.
AUGGGCUGUGCCAUGGGCUGUGCCACGGGCCAGGCUUACGAAAAGGCCCGCCAAGCUGCCGUAGCAGCCGAGGAAGCGGCACAGGCAGCCCGGGAAGCUGCAGAGAAAGAGGAACAGCUGGGAGAGGGUGAAGAUGAAGAUGGCGAGGAGAAGGCCGAGGGCAAAGCCGAAGGAGAGGAGAAGCCGGAAGGCGAAGCCGAGAAGCCAGAGGCCGAAGAAGAGAAGAAGGAAGGGGUGAAUGGCGUGAAGUACCUUGCAGAAUUCUCGUAUGAUCAUCAGGGAUGCCUCAUUUGUUGCGAAGAGCGACCCAAGUAUGUGGCUGUGGGCCACUGUGGGCAUGGCGAAGUCUGCUGGAUCUGUAUCAUCAGGCUUCGCACCCUCAUGAAGGACAUCAACUGUCCGGUCUGCAAAGUACCCAUCACACAGAUGGCAAUCACGCCAGAUGGUCGAAUACCGGCGCGAAAUGCUCCCAAAGAUGAAAAGCUUGGGCUUGUUUACAGCAACGCCUCCGUGCGCGAGGAUGUAGAAGGAUUGUUCGAUUAUCGCUGCUGGCAGAGAAGCUGUGUGGAGAAGGACGAGUGCUUCCCUACCCUGGAGGCACUUCAACGCCACGUAGAGCAAGUGCAUCGACGUCGCUUUUGUUCGACAUGUUUGCGAGGACGCAAAGCCUUCCUCUUUGAGCAACUGCUCUACUCGCCGGAUGACUUGCGGAGACAUCACGAAGACGAAGACAUGUCGGAUGAGGAGUUGGAGCAGCUCGAUGCGCUGGUGGCUGUGAGAGUACGCAGCUUGAUUGAGAGAUACAAUGGGCGGCACGCCAAAACGUCAGAAGAUCUCAUCAAUCUUGAUGAACGCAAGCGGCCAAUCCAGAAGGGCAAAGGUAAGUACAAACAGUGGUUGCCCGCAGCUCUUCUCAGAGUUUGCUGGGGCGUGAGACCAGAGCGCAGACCCAGGAGGAAGCGCGUGCCAACCGCGAGGCUGCGCAAAAAGAGCAGUGUUUCGGCUGCCAGCCAGAAGCGAGCUCCUCCUGCUGUGGCGGUUGCUUCCCUUCGCGAGACAGCCCGGCAGAACCAGUCUAGCACAACACACGUGGCCCGGAUCCGACAUGCGAUGUCAGAACUUUUCAUGCGUGUUCAGGAGCAGGAACUCAACAUGUUGCCGCGUGUUCAGGAGCAGUGGAUAGAGAUUGCAUUUGACGAGACCCAGGAGCCAGUAUCCAUGCAGACAACUGCAGAAACGGCUCAAGUCAUGGUGCUUCACAUGAAGUUUUUUCGGCUGCCAGCCCGGGGCGCAAAACUUCACGUGUUCAGAGUGGUGUUGCCCACCGCGGUGCUGCCAGGCACGACCACUGCCGACCUCCUCGGUGGCUUGUUGGCACGCGUCCCCGUAGCUUUGGAGCAGCUCAAAGCCGUCGCUGAUAGAACCACCUUCUUGUUGAACACUGACAGUUUCGGCAGCUGCCUAAAGUUGGUGAAGUGUUUGCAAACAAGUCAUGCCUGCCUGAGCUGUCCGUGCCGUAUGCACCAGUUGUGCUUGUCAAUGACGGCAAGCAUUGCUCAAUCCGGCUUGAUGGCAUCCCUGUUUUGCAGUGCGCUGCUGCUGCGGAGGUCACGCUUGCAGAAAACGCUCCGUGCCAGACUGAAGCGCUUGGUGUUUGAGAAACUCCGCAUCGAGUACGAGCCGCCCAGCUCUUCGGCUGUCAGCCAUGCCAGAGCAGUGUGGGACUUGAUUUGGCCUUUGAUUCAAGCGCGGCACGACAAGGACAAGCGCGUCACCACUCCAAGAGCCCAGGCAUGGCGCAGGCUGCGCAAAAACCUUUGUGGCCCCUUGGAUGACACGACCAGUGUGGUGCAUUACUGUCCAUACGGAUGUCACCACUCCAGGGAUGAGGCGGCUUCAGAGAUCUUUGAGGACUUGUGCGUUGUCUUCCUGGACUCCCCGCCUGUGGUGCCGGCUCUGAACAAGUGGACAAAGCUCGCCCCGCCGGUGAUGUGGUUUUCUUGCUUCCUGCAGGUUCAUGGUUUGCUCGCCCAGUGCUUGCAGCCGAUGAUAGAUGCAAAUGCUGCAAACGUGUCGCUACCGGUGCUGUGUGGGGAUGAGGAGAUCGAGCAAGACACAGAGGAGCAAGGGUGCGGUUUCGGAAACUUCGAAAAGGAAGAGGCCGCAAGGUUUCGGAAGUUUGCUCGGUUCGCCACCUGCCCAGAAGUAGGGCCCAAACUGGCGGCGACGCUGCUCUCAUUGCUCCCAGGUCUAUCUAUCAUGGGAAAAUUCUUCGACUCUGCGGAGGAGUGUGCUGACCCAAGCACAAGUCAUGCAGCAACCACCCUGAGUUUCACUCAGGCUUCGCAGUCGCCUGCUGUCAGCACGAUUGAAGUUUUGCUGUCUGCCUUGUCCUCUGAACAGAGCUCGCACUGGCUGUCACUGUGCCUUCCGGGUUCUGCAGGCUGGGAUGCCAGAAGGUUCCAAUGUGCAGCAACACCAGCAUGGGUGCAGGUUGGCCAGUUGUACUCCAGGUUGGUGAUGCCUUUCAGUGCAUGGCCUUUCAAGGCAGGCCGCAUGCUGGAGCCAGGCGUCUCCCGCCAAACGCAAGAGGCCUUGGCGAAGGAGUUGUUGGGGUUGUGCGAGCACCGCGACCUGUACAUUUCCUUCAUGAAGCAAGGCUUGGAGGAGGUCGACGACGUGCUGUCCCCUGACAACUUACUGCGAAUGAAGCACCUUCUGGAGGUUGCUCCUGUGACAAACAUUGUGAGCGAAAAGUCAUUCGCAGGUUCCCACACCCGCCGAAUGGCGGAUCACGGUCAAAGUCCGAAGUUGCCAACGCUGGCUGCGCAACAUGUGUUGGCCCAUAGCAAAAGUAUUUUGGACAGCGAGGUUUGUAGGCAGACUUCCGGCUGUCAGCCAGCAGUUUCGGCUGUCAGCCAUGAAACGGCAGAAGCAGGGACCAAGACCAACAGCAACGGCUGGUCUGAGUUCCUGCGCGCCAACCAUGCAACUGGUCAGAGCAUGCGGUCGUUAGCCGACAAGUGGGGGGCGCUCAGCCGUGACGAGAAGGCUACGUUCACUGCUGCAGCCAAGACGCGGCGACCGCCAGCCUCACCGCAGCUGGCGCCGCCGCCACAGCUGGCGCCGCCAGCGCAGCAGGCGUUGCCCAGAAGACCUCCUGCUUCUACUAGUACUGCCUGGCCUCACUGUGGAGACGACUUCUACCCAUUGCGCCAAGAGGGCUUGGAUGGCAUGGCUGGAGCAGUCCGCUCCCUAGCUGCCAACUGGGUGCAGCGUGUAGGGGAUGGCCCAUGCAAGCCUGCCCAGGCAGUUGUUGAGGACUGCGGAGCUUGGUGUCGCGGCCAAGUUUGCUUCAAAAAGCUGAGUGACUCUCGCCAGCAGGCUUUGGAGUACAUGCGUGUGAAGCUGAACCGAUUCGCUGCCUUCUGCAAGGAGAAAGCACCUGUCUUCGACGACAUGUGGCAGAUCCUCCCGGUUUUGCAUGUGAACGUGCGAAAUCCGGCUGGCGCCGGCACCAGUGCAGACCGACCCUGCGGUGUCACCUUGCUGCAGCUCUGCCCGCUGCACGACUCGCAAGUGUUCUGCUUGUCUGAGAAAUCCGACAUACCAGCUGUGGGCACUGUGCUGGAGUUUCAGCCCGACUUGUGCAACUUGCGAGGAGCAGUCGAGGUUAUGCAACUCUGCGCAUCAUUGCAGCCGCAGCAGUCGAUGGACGGUUUUGCAGACUCUGUGCAAUGUUUGCGCCUGCGCUGCGAGCACCAGGGUUUGACGACUUUGAGAGUCACCGCCAUUGAGGACAUGGCAGGCAUGGAAGCAGAAGCAGCACACAGAAGAAGACGCGACAAGGAUGCCGCCAAAGUCGCAGCAGCUCUUUCGCGGCUGGAUGAUGCUGCGCUGCUGCAGCCGAAGCGCCGACGCAUUACUUCCAAGCGAGCAGAUACAACGCAUCAACCAAAGCGGCACGUUAUCCCUGCGCAAUCUUCCGGCUGUCAGCCAGAGGCAGGGGCUAGCGAAGAUGCUGAGCAACAACAAGAAUUGUGUGAGUGGGAUGAGGAACUAGAUGCAAGCGCAGUGGCUGCAAAUGGUGCGGAUGCGUACGCGGCCCUGGAGCAAGAAAUUUUGGAAGUGGGUGCGUCCGCCGAGCACUUAGUGGAGAUGAGAGAAGCGUCAGCGGCAGAUGGACGCGAGGCAUUGCAAGAACGCGGGGAGAAUGGGCCUGCUCAAGUCGGGCAGACGGUGCAACAAGCAGCGAGACUUGUGCGCAUGGACCCUGCGACUGGUCGUGUUUUCCGCACCGACACUGAGCCCAACCAGUAUAUAGGAAGGAUGACGCAGAUCAAAGUCAACACACCGCAGGAGGCCUUUUCCGUUUACUGUUCGCUUCACGGCUGUCAGAUCAUGCGCGGCAUCCGCCGUUGCCCAUCAACAGACGAACUCCUGCGAUGGUUCGAAGAGGGCCUGCAGUUGCCCAAAGGCAAAGACGCUGCGGUGCAAAGAAAACACAAAAGUUCGUUCCCUGAAGCCGAGCCAUCGGCGUGA